AUGGCAUUGGGAGAUUUGAUGGCCUCUCACUUAUCCCAAUCCACCGUUCUUGUCGUUCCCUCCAUCCACAGCUACCUCGACGAUUCCACCACCUCCGCCGCCGUCGCCGCUGUUAACAACAGCAGUAGCAACGACGACGCCGAUUUUGCGCACCGCCGUGACUCCGAAGCUGCCAUCUCCAGCAGCAGCAGCGGCAACUAUGCCGGUAAUGCCGCCACCAGCAUGGCCUACCUUCCCCACACCGUUUUCCUCUGCGAGCUCCGCCACGACGCCUUCGAGGCCGCCGUCCCCGCUGGCCCCUCCGACAGCGGCCUCGUCUCCAAGUGGCGGCCUAAGGACAGAAUGAAGACUGGAUGUGUAGCUCUAGUAUUAUGUUUAAACAUUAGUGUCGAUCCUCCAGAUGUAAUAAAGAUAUCCCCUUGUGCCAGAAUGGAGUGCUGGAUAGAUCCUUUUUCUAUGGCACCACAAAAGGCAUUGGAGUCAAUUGGAAAAACUUUGAGCAGUCAGUAUGAAAGAUGGCAACCAAAGGCCCGCUAUAAAUGUCAACUUGAUCCGACAGUGGAUGAGGUGAAGAAGCUUUGUACUACUUGUCGUAAAUAUGCAAAGUCGGAAAGAGUUUUAUUCCAUUACAAUGGGCAUGGUGUGCCAAAACCAACUGCUAAUGGUGAAAUUUGGGUCUUCAAUAAGAGUUAUACACAGUAUAUUCCCUUACCUAUCAGUGAACUUGAUUCCUGGCUGAAGACCCCAUCAAUUUACGUCAUUGAUUGCUCUGCGGCUGGGAUGAUUGUGAAUUUCUUCAUUGAGCUUCAUGAAUGGAGUCCUUCCAACUCCUCUGUGUCCCAAAGGGAUUGCAUUCUGCUUGCAGCAUGUGAAGCACAUGAGACUUUGCCUCAGAGUGCAGAAUUCCCAGCUGAUGUGUUUACAUCUUGCCUUACCACACCUAUAAAGAUGGCAUUGCGAUGGUUUUGUACUCGUUCAUUACUUCGUGAAUCACUUGUUAAUUCACUUAUAGACAAGAUCCCUGGCCGUCCAAAUGACCGAAAGACACUUCUGGGUGAAUUGAAUUGGAUCUUUACAGCAGUAACUGAUACGAUUGCCUGGAAUGUUCUUCCUCAUGAUCUUUUUCAGAGACUGUUCAGACAGGAUUUGCUUGUUGCAAGUCUGUUUCGAAAUUUUCUACUUGCUGAGCGAAUCAUGCGAUCUGCAAAUUGUUCUCCUGUCUCUCACCCAAUGUUACCUCCGACCCAUCAGCAUCAUAUGUGGGAUGCAUGGGACAUGGCUGCUGAGCUCUGCCUCUCUCAACUUCCAUCUUUAGUUGAGGAUCCUAAUUCUGAAUUUCAGCGUAGUACAUUUUUCACCGAGCAGUUGACAGCAUUUGAGGUAUGGCUUGACCAUGGUUCUGAACAUAAGAAACCACCAGAGCAGUUGCCUAUAGUUCUUCAGGUUUUACAUAGUCAAUGCCAUCGGUUUCGGGCUUUAGUACUCCUUGGAAGGUUCCUUGAUAUGGGGCCAUGGGCUGUAGAUCUGGCAUUAUCUGUUGGAAUAUUCCCAUAUGUUCUAAAGCUGUUACAAACAACAACACCAGAACUACGACAGAUCCUUGUAUUCAUAUGGACAAAGAUUCUUGCACUUGAUAAGUCAUGUCAGGUUGAUCUAGUGAAGGAUGGUGGUCAUAUCUAUUUUAUUAAGUUUCUUGACAGCAUGGAAGCAUAUCCAGAGCAACGCGCAAUGGCUGCUUUUGUUUUGGCUGUGAUUGUGGAUGGUCAUAGACGAGGCCAAGAAGCUUGUAUUGAAGCUGGUUUGAUUCAUGUCUGCUUAAAGCAUCUUCAGAGUUCAUGUCCUAAUGAUUCACAAACUGAACCCCUUUUCCUUCAGUGGCUUUGCCUGUGUUUGGGGAAAUUGUGGGAAGACUUUUCAGAGGCACAAACAAUUGGUUUGCAGGAAGAUGCCACUACUAUAUUUGCUCCUCUACUGUCUGAACCCCAGCCAGAGGUUAGGGCUUCUGCUGUUUUUGCACUAGGUACCAUUCUUGAUGUGGGAUUUGAUUCAUGUAGAAGUGUUGGUGGAGAUGAAGAAUGUGAUGAUGAUGAUAAGUUUAGGGCUGAAGUUAGUAUAGUUAAGAGUAUGUUAGGUGUUGCUUCAGAUGGUAGUCCAUUGGUGAGGGCAGAGGUAGCAGUGGCUCUAGCACGAUUUGCUUUUGGCCACAACAAGCACCUGAAAUCUAUUGCUGCUGCAUAUUGGAAGCCUCAAGCUAAUUCUUUGAUUAAUUCCUUACCUUCAUUGGCUAAUAUAAAAGGUUCGGUUGGUGGAUAUGCUAAACAGAACCAACACAUGCCUUAUGGAAGUAUCGUUUCUCCUCAAAUUGGUCCUAUUAGGGUUGGAAAUGACAAUUCUCCAGUGAUUCGAGAUGGCCGCGUGUCUUCAAGCAGUCCUCUCGCUGGUUCAGGAAUCAUGCAUGGAUCCCCAUUGUCUGAUGAUUCAUCUCAUCAUUCUGAUUCAGGAAUUCUGAAUGAUGGUUUCAGCAAUGGAGUGGUUAACCACACUGGACCAAAGCCCUUGGACAAUGCAUUGUAUUCGCAAUGUGUACUUGCUAUGUGUACUUUAGCAAAGGAUCCUUCUCCACGCAUUGCAAAUCUUGGUCGCCGGGUACUGUCCAUAAUAGGUAUUGAACAAGUGGUUGCAAAACCAUUGAAGUUUAGUGGUGUUCGGACUGCUGAAUCUACAGCUUCUCCACUGGCUCGUUCAUCUUCUUGGUUUGAUAUGAAUGGAGGACACUUGCCACUGACCUUCAGAACUCCUCCAGUCAGUCCUCCUCGCCCAAGUUAUAUAACUCGAAUGCGUAGAGUUUGUUCAUUGGAGUUUAGGCCCCACCUGAUGGAUUCUCCUGACUCAGGAUUAGCUGAUCCACUCUUAGGUUCUGGUGGAGCUUCUGGGACUUCAGAUCGAAGCUUUCUUCCACAAUCAACUAUAUAUAGUUGGAGUUGUGGGCACUUUUCCAAACCACUUUUAACUGCUGCAGAUGAUAGCGAAGAGGCAUCAGCCAGAAGAGAAGAGAGGGAAAAAUUUGCAUUGGAGCACAUAGGCAAAUGCCAGCACUCUGCUGUUAGCAGGCUAAUAAAUCCAAUUGCUAAAUGGGACAUAAAGGGUACACAAACAGCAUUGCUGCAACCUUUCUCUCCUAUAGUGAUAGCUGCAGAUGAGAAUGAACGUAUCAGGAUAUGGAACCAUGAGGAGGCUACACUGCUUAACAGUUUUGAUAAUCAUGAUUUUCCCGACAAAGGAAUUUCUAAGCUCUGCCUUGUAAAUGAGCUUGAUGAUAGCUUGCUUCUUGCUGCUUCAUCUGAUGGAAACAUUCGGAUUUGGAAGGACUAUACUCUUAAGGGUAAACAAAAACUUGUCACUGCAUUCUCUUCAAUUCAUGGUCAUAAACCUGGUGUGAGGAGUCUGAAUGCAGUUGUUGAUUGGCAACAACAAUGUGGCUAUCUGUAUGCAUCGGGUGAGAUAUCAUCUAUUAUGCUAUGGGAUGUUGAUAAAGAGCAGCUUGUUAAUUCUAAAUCUUCAUCAUCAGAUUGCAGUGUCUCAGUGUUGGCAGCAUCACAAGUUCAUGGGGGACAAUUUGCAGCUGGUUUCGUGGAUGGUUCUGUUCGACUUUAUGAUGUCAGAACACCUGAUAUGCUCGUCUGUGGAUUAAGGCCUCAUACACAAAGAGUAGAAAAGGUUGUGGGGAUUGGCUUUCAGCCUGGAUUAGACCAAGGAAAGAUUGUUAGCGCUUCCCAGGCUGGGGAUAUCCAAUUUCUUGAUAUAAGAAAUCAUAGCAGUGCGUAUCUUACUAUUGAAGCUCAUAGGGGUUCACUCACAGCUUUAGCGGUACAUAGACAUGCUCCAAUUAUUGCCAGUGGUUCAGCGAAACAAUUCAUUAAGGUCUUUAGUCUGGAGGGUGAUCAACUAGGCACCAUUAAAUACUAUCCUACCCUAAUGGCCCAGAAAAUUGGUUCUGUAAGCUGCCUCAAUUUCCAUCCAUACCAAGUAUUACUUGCUGCUGGUGCUGCAGAUGCAUGCGUUUGUAUUUAUGCUGAUGACAACACUCAAGCAAGAUGAAUCCACAUUUUUUCCAAUGAUUUCAUCGGUUUUCUCCAGCUCAGAAGAGUGCAUCAAACAUCUCUCAGGAUUAUCAUGCAUAUUUCUUGUAGUUGGAUAAUCCUGUGAUGAUGCUUUAAUCCCUCUCCGCUGUGAAUACAUCUGAAAAUAUUGGUAGGGUACAUUCUGCUGAUAGUGUAUGCAAGAUAUUCAUUAGCCUCCAUGCUUAGAGGGUUGCACUCGACAGGAAGAAAGUCAUGCCUAUUGAUUUUGGAGGCUUCGGCAAAUAAUGUGAAAAUUCGUAAAUGUGUGUAAAUAUCAUUUUCUCCAUAAUUAUUUUUCAUUCCUGUUUUGCGUGCUAUUCCCGCCCUUGAUUUGUAAAUUUUUUAGUCAGAAUACAUAAGCUAGUUUGCUGACAAAUAUGGGUGAUUGGCUCCUGAAAAUGGGCCAUGUCACUCAUGAUUGUAGUUUCUGUUGAAUCGGGGGACCCUUGUUUUUAACCAACGUGUAAUUAUAUAUUCAAGUUUGUCUAAGUGUGGAAUUUCUGUCUCAAUCUAAAGGUAUAGUUUUAAUGGGCUU
This is a messenger RNA of Glycine soja, 4656 nucleotides long. Its product is annotated as regulatory-associated protein of TOR 1-like. The transcript is spliced from 23 exons. Bases 1 to 4098 code for a protein of 1365 amino acids. NCBI's taxonomy places the organism in Eukaryota, Viridiplantae, Streptophyta, Magnoliopsida, Fabales, Fabaceae. Gene Ontology annotation, cellular component: TORC1 complex; cytoplasm. Gene Ontology annotation, biological process: positive regulation of cell growth; positive regulation of protein serine/threonine kinase activity; regulation of autophagy. The record is from RefSeq and is a predicted model, not a curated record. Gene Ontology annotation, molecular function: protein-macromolecule adaptor activity; protein binding.